AUGAGUUAUAUUCACCCCUCGUGGAAUCAUCCGGGUCACCAGGGUAUCCCAAUGGACCAAUAUAUGGCAUAUGACCCAUCCAUGGUUCCUCCUCCGAUGAUGCACCCUAUCGACGGUUAUAUGUACCCGCACCCACCAAUGGAGAUGAUCGACUACUACCACCAACCGAUUAUGGACUACGACGAAUACACAGAAAAUCUGUCGCGACCACGGUUGACCAAGGAACAAGUCGAAACUCUGGAGGCCCAAUUCCAGGCCCAUCCGAAACCAAGCAGCAACGUUAAGCGUCAAUUGGCGGCUCAGACAAAUUUGAGUCUGCCUCGCGUGGCAAAUUGGUUCCAAAAUCGUCGCGCAAAAGCCAAGCAACAGAAACGCCAGGAGGAAUUCGAAAAGAUGACGAAGGCCAAGGCCGAGGCUGAGGAGGCUGCUCGCCGGAAAACAGAGACCUUGGAUCAAAUGUCUGGAUCCCGAAAAGGAUCGAUCGUCAAGGAGGAAUCGGAUAAAUCCGCCACUCCCAAGCAAACACCUACUUCCACAUCUAGCGGCCAUACCAAGACAGAAUCCACAUCUAGUCGUUCUAAGCACCACAAAACAAAGAGCGAGUCGGCAAGAGAAGCAACUUUUGCAUCUCUGCAGAGGGCGUUGAAUGCUGCUUGUGCUGCUCGGGAUCGAUUCGGUCGCCGGAUCAACCCUCGGGGUAAGAACGAGUCUGUUCCCGAAGAGGAAGAAGAAGAUGAAGAGGAGGAAGCAGUGUCCCCUAGCUCAAUGCCACCACCAAAAACGGCCACUUCAGCUCAUGACCAUGGGAAUCUUGCCAACAUAAACUCUUCCUUCUCGGGCUGGUCUGGUCUCAAGGAAGAACCAACUUGGGGAUCCGGCGAGCACAAUGAGAAUGUGGGAUACAGCAGUACAGAACAUAACUCAUAUUCUACUUGCCACCAAUCAAUGGCAGAGAUGCCAAACCCUUCUCACACUAUGCAACAGAACAUGGACGUCUACUCGAACCACCUGCCCACUCAUAGGGAAGAGUGGUCUGAGGACAGGGAAUCACGACACAAUAGCGUCGUCUACAGCAACAUGCAAUAUCCGAUGUCUAUGCAAGCACCAGAUAUCUCGGUUACACGUCGUGGGUCGUCUGAUGCGCUGACUGCCUCACUGGAAGGCAUCGGAAUAUGUACUCCCGGUCAAUCUGGACUAUCCCAAUCUCUCGAUCGAGUGGACCCGAAUUGCUGGAAGGAACCAGGCAAGGAGCUUGAUCUCGCCGCACGCCGCAAGCGCCCUCGCCCCGCUGCCAUCGGCACCUCUGGAGCUCGUCCUUUGGUUAACUCAACCUCGAUGUCCUCGCUCUCGCCUACCGGUCGUAUUCCUAGCUCUAGUGUCGGCAAUUCGAUGAGACAAUCCAAGUCAGCUCAGUGCCUCAACUCCCGAUAUGCCGGUGUGAGGAAGGCCUCAGCUGUCCAGCGGUCUCCUCUCAAUUUCACUUUUGCGGAUUCCGGGUCUAUCAAGAAGGCCGAGAAGAUGCUACGACCUUCAGUCUCGACCACUAGCCUAGCUCCACCCACUCCCUUGACUCCACAAGAUCUGCAGCACUUCAUGCCUGUCUCCCCCACGGAAAGCAACUACUGCUUGUCGGCCCACACCACAGCCCACUUCUUCCCUACCUCCCAACCCAUGCAGGUCAACAUGGCAUCACCUCCUACCACGCCAAUGGAUAUUUACUCUCCCUUCCCUUACCACAACGUCGCCCCGCCCAUGUCGGCUCCAGCCCAUGUCUCUACCUUCCCCGAAUAUAUUACAUGUGACUCGAUGCCCAUGCCAACUCACAGCUGGGCUGACACCGCUUCCAUCUCUUCGCCCGAGUACCCGGCUGGUCUCCAGGUGGCUCAUUCAACCACUGUCUCACCCAUGGGCUAUAACGCCACCAUCGACCCCACCGGACAGGCGUUUGGCAUGGAAUCGGUCUCCGGCUCCCCCUCUUUGAUCUAUUCGAUUGAAGAUACUGACAUGCCAGGCUCUGCCGAGCUUGCAGAGCGGAAGCGCACUGAAUUCAUGAUGCAUGAAUUCCCAGAGCAUGAUGCGGGGUUUGGUGGGCAUCACUUGCCAUCAAUGCAGAAGCCGAAAGCAUACACAUUCACGAACAAUACAACGCCAAGUAACUUCCCUUCCUAA
This is a messenger RNA of Penicillium vulpinum, 2169 nucleotides long. Its product is annotated as homeobox domain-containing protein. The record is from RefSeq and is a predicted model, not a curated record. Gene Ontology annotation, biological process: regulation of transcription by RNA polymerase II. The coding region runs from base 1 to 2169 and encodes 722 amino acids. Gene Ontology annotation, molecular function: DNA-binding transcription factor activity, RNA polymerase II-specific; DNA binding. Lineage: Eukaryota; Fungi; Ascomycota; Eurotiomycetes; Eurotiales; Aspergillaceae. Gene Ontology annotation, cellular component: nucleus; RSC-type complex. The transcript is spliced from 2 exons.